GCCAUGCCGCACGUCCUGAGAUUCGGAGGCAUUUUCGAGUCUAUCGAGAGUGGCCCGUCUGGUGCUGAAGAACUGGCCUUCAAAUUUGCACUGAACACCAUCAACAGGAACCGGACGCUGCUGCCCAACACCACGCUCACCUAUGACAUCCAGAGGAUCAAUGUCUUUGACAGCUUUGAGGCCUCAAGGAAAGCUUGUGAGCAGCUCUCUUUAGGUGUUGCAGCCAUAUUCGGGCCAUCACACAGUUCCUCAGCCAAUGCAGUCCAGUCCAUCUCCAAUGCACUAGGAGUGCCACAUAUCCAGACCAGAUGGAAACACCAAAUAUCGGAUAAUCGUGACUCAUACUAUGUCAGUCUUUACCCUGACUUCUCCUCACUCAGCCGUGCCAUCCUGGAGCUCGUUUACUUUUUCAGGUGGGACACAGUUACGGUGGUGUACGACGACAGCACAGGUUUGAUUCGUCUGCAGGAGCUGAUCAAAGCUCCCUCCAGAUACAACAUCCGUCUGAAAAUCCGCCAGCUCCCUGCAGAGUCUAAGGAUGCCAAACCACUUCUUAAAGAGAUGAAAAAAGCAAAAGAGUUUCACGUCAUCUUUGACUGUGGCCAUGAGAUGGCUGCAUGGAUACUCAAGCAGGCUCUCUCUAUGGGGAUGAUGACAGAAUAUUAUCACUACAUCUUUACAACACUGGAUUUGUUUGCGUUAGACAUGGAGCCGUACCGCUUCAGCGGCGUGAACAUGACCGGCUUUCGGAUCCUGAACACCGAGAGCGCUCAGGUGUCUUCGAUCAUAGAAAAAUGGUCCAUGGAGAGACUGCAGGCGCCGCCAAAGCCCGACUCAGGACUGCUGGAUGGAUUCAUGACGACAGAUGCAGCUCUGAUGUACGACGCGGUACAUGUCGUAGCAAUAGCUGUGCAGCAAGCACAGCAGAUCACUGUGAGCUCUCUACAGUGCAACCGGCACAAGCCCUGGCGCCUCGGAGGGAGGUUCAUGAGCCUCAUUAAAGAGGCUUCGUGGGACGGUCUGACGGGACGAGUUCUCUUCAACAAAACCAACGGCUUGAGAACAGAUUUCGAUCUAGACGUAAUCAGUUUAAAGGAAGAUGGCCUGGAAAAGAUUGGCACAUGGGAGCAUCUAAGUGGCUUAAACAUGACAGAACAUCACAAGAGUAAAGCCACCAAUGUUACAAACUCUUUGUUCAACAAAUCACUAAAGGUCGCCACUAUUCUGGAGGAACCCUAUGUGAUGUUUAAGAAGUCGGAUAAACCUCUCUGUGGCAAUGACCGCUUUGAGGGCUAUUGCGUGGACUUGCUGCGUGAGCUCGCCGCCAUUCUCGGAUUCCAUUAUGAGAUCCAGUUGGUAGAGGAUGGAAAGUAUGGAGCGGUGGAGGAGAGCACGGGCCAGUGGAACGGCAUGGUGCGAGAACUUAUAGACCAUAAAGCAGAUCUGGCAGUGGCUCCCCUGGCCAUAACGUAUGUGAGAGAGAAAGUCAUCGAUUUCUCCAAGCCCUUCAUGACUCUUGGCAUCAGCAUCCUGUACCGCAAGCCCAACGGCACAAACCCUGGCGUCUUCUCCUUCCUCAAUCCCCUUUCCCCCGAUAUCUGGAUGUAUAUUCUGUUGGCUUACUUGGGUGUCAGUUGUGUGCUGUUUGUCAUAGCCAGGUUCAGCCCGUAUGAGUGGUAUAAUCCUCAUCCCUGUAACCCUGAUUCUGACAUGGUGGAGAAUAACUUCACUCUUCUAAAUAGUUUCUGGUUCGGAGUUGGGGCUCUCAUGCAGCAAGGGUCUGAGCUCAUGCCCAAAGCUCUCUCUACCAGAAUAGUUGGAGGAAUCUGGUGGUUCUUCACCUUGAUCAUCAUUUCAUCAUACACAGCAAACCUCGCUGCUUUCCUCACUGUGGAGAGAAUGGAGUCUCCCAUUGACUCAGCUGAUGACCUGGCCAAGCAGACGAAGAUCCCCUAUGGUGUAGUUGAAGAUGGAUCUACCAUGACGUUCUUCAAGAAAACAAAGAUCUCUACUUAUGAUAAGAUGUGGGAGUUCAUGAACAGCAGGAGGCAGUCUGUGAUGGUAAAGAGUGUAGAAGAGGGCAUCCAGCGAGUCCUGACAUCUGACUACGCGUUCCUCAUGGAGUCCACCACAAUCGAGUUUGUCACUCAGCGCAACUGCAAUCUCACACAGGUUGGAGGCCUAAUUGAUUCCAAGGCCUAUGGAGUGGCAACACCUAUGGGCUCUCCUUACCGAGAUAAGAUCACUAUAGCGAUCUUACAGUUGCAAGAAGAAGGAAAACUUCACAUGAUGAAAGAGAAAUGGUGGCGAGGUAACGGUUGUCCAGAGGAGGAAAGCAAAGAGGCAAGUGCACUGGGAGUGCAAAACAUUGGCGGCAUCUUCAUCGUGCUGGCUGCUGGAUUGGUCCUUUCAGUUUUUGUAGCUGUGGGUGAAGUGCUAUACAAGUCCAAACUGAAUGCACAGAUGGAGAAGCGAUCGUUUUGCAGUGCUAUGGUGGAUGAACUAUCAGUGUCUCUGAAGUGUCAGCGGCGACUCAAACAAAAACCUCAGCCUCCCACCAUUGUCAAAACUGAGGAAGUGAUAAACCUACACACCUUCAAUGACAGAAGACUGCCAGGAAAAGAGACCAUGGCUUGAGGGUCAUCACUUCCCUGCCUCUCUCCCCUCUCAGAGAGGUGUGAGAAAGCGUGGGGCAAGAGAGAGCUUGGGCCAGGAGACAACUCCUCUAAUGCCUUCGGGUCCACCGGGACCAACCCAGCUCUCGUCCUCAGAGAUGUUUCCUGUGGAAAUCCAGAUACCUGGGCGGAAUCAAUCUGUAAACCUUUACGGACGUGCAUAGCAAUCAUAUCUGUUUAAAGUCUCUUGCUAUGCCUCACACUGUUAGGGACAUAAGAAUAAGGUUUUACUACUUGUUCUUACUGUACCAGUAUCUGUUCGAGUAGAUGUUCAACAUCUCCGUGGAUGGAGAGCCCCAGAGUUAAAAUUGUCACAUUUUAUAAUAGUUCCAGUUAUCAAAUUCUGUUUGUGGUAUAUUGUUGGUUGUUUUUUUUUUUCAUUUGGUCUACGUUUAAAAAAAUACGUGACUUAAAAAAUGACUUUGAAUGUGUACGAAAGUUCAGGCAAACAUUUUCAAUAAACUUAAACCCCAAGCUUACAACUGCAAACCACACCAACAAACAAAAAACACACCAACAAAGCACAACAGCAUUACAUCAAAGUAGAAUUAUGAUGUACUAUUACAUAUUGUGUUAUUUUUAUUAUAGGAUUAAUUCUUUCCUCCAAAUGACUCGGCUUUCUUUAGGUGGCUUUUUAACAUUUACGUAUUAAUGAUGUUGGAUUGGCACCAUUAUGGUGUGAGUAGUGCCCAGUUGGGGAAGUUACAAACAAAAAAAUUGUAAUCUACUACAAAUGACUAAUUACUACUUAAAAAUUGUAAUUUGAUUACAUAACUUAUUAUUACAUUAGUAUAUAGUAAAAAGUAAUCAGAUUACUAAUUAUGUUACUUUGAGGUUACUUUAAAAACAUGUCACUGUGUGCACCUGUGAUGUGAACCUUUAGUCUGUCCUUGCUCACUCUGUGAGCUCCCUAUGUAGGCUUCCCCAAUUCUGCAGGUGCGCAAAGGGGCGAGGCCGCCAGGUCGGGCUGACUGGCAAUAAUUAAUGUUAAUGGGUCUCGGGCUUUCUCCGCAUUAAAAAUCCUCAGUGAACCUGUUACAAGAUCAAAAAGCUGUCUGAUGAUUGAUUAAAGCGCAUGCUCGUUAACUGAGGCUGCUGCGCAAAACGUGACUGAUUGACUACAUUACAGUGGUAACGUUAUGUUAAUGACAUUGGUCACUGUAAUCAAAUUACAUGCAUUUAAAAUCUGAUGCGCUACAUUACUGCGUUAUCAGGAAAAGUAAUUAGAUUACAGAAAUGCAUUACACAGUAACACGUUAUACCCAACUCUGGUAGCGCCAUAUGCAAAUUCUUGACAAAAACGUAAAAAAAAAAAAUCAUCAGUUGGCUGAUUUAGGCUCAUAAUUAAAAACUUAAGCUUGUGAUAUUUCACAAGGAACUACCCUUUUUAGUUUAAGAUUGUAGUUAAAGUUAGCUUGUUUUUGGUUUUGCUAUCAUGUUUUUCCGCUGUUGCGAUUUGCUGUUGCGUUUUCGGUUUGUUAAUGUGUUCUGCAUUGUACUAAGCUACACCUUGUUUGUCUAGUAAUCUUCAAAACUGGGAAAAACUAAUUAAGAUUUCAAUACAGUUUUAACUGACAAAAGAUUGUAAAACAGCAGAUGUUGUAUGAUAGUUGUUGAAUGAGUGAAAUCGAAAAUUGAAACUCACAUUUUUGUAAUUUGGCUGCUUGUUUUAACUGCAAUCACUGGAAACUUUAUAUACAGUUGUGUUUAAAGAAGUCAAACAUUAGUUAGGAGAGCUCAUCUCAUCUCACACAGUGUCUACUGUAUACUGGUUUAUUCUGUAUACAGGGUCGUAAAAUGGAAACUUCCCCAUGCGGGAGUUGAACCCGGACCCUGGAGGUGCAAGGUGACAGUGCUAACCACUAAGCAACUGUGCCGCCUUGUUAGGGGAAACUUUUCCUUUGAUGUUGUUAUACAUAUGCAGAAGUCUAAGCACAUUUGGUAACGUAAAGGAAGGCUGAAAUGAGCUAAGCAAUUUAUAAUAAAUGUACGAAGUUUUGGCCAUAAGCAUAAGCUGAUAAAUCUGCAAAUAUAAAAUUCAUGAUUUUGGAAUGACUAAAGGAGUGAAAAUGUAACUCUUUUUUUUCUUUUUGGAUUGUCCCCCGAUUUUCUCCCUAAUUUAGUUGAAUCCAUUUCCCACCCGUCAUUAGGGCACUCCCGCAUUAAGGCUACUACUACCACUCAGGGAGGUUCGAAAACUAAUACAGGUGAUGCCAGCUAACUGCAUCUUUUCAAACUGCUGGCUCACACACCGAUAGGACCGGGGUAACACACUCGGAGGACAGCGCUAUCCACUCGCGUGAGCUCACAAACACCCAUGAUUGGCUGUAGAGCCAUGAUUGAUGUGAAAGCUCUGAGUGCCUCCCAUUCCUCCGGUCUGGUAGAGCUCGGCUAAUCAGCGUUCUCCAGGCCCCUGGCUGCAGGAGGCUACAUCAUCACCCGGGAUACGAACUUGCGUUCUAUCAGCUCUGGAUGAUAGGGCAAGCACUUUCCUGCAGCGCCACUCGGGGGCUAAAACGUCCAAUUACAAAGCAGUGGAACCGCGGCAUACGAAUGCCCUCCCUUAUGAAUUUUCACCUCAAGAAUUUAAAUUUUGUAAGGAAUUUGCAUUUGCAUAUGAAGCAUGUUCAGCAUAUAAAUGAACCGAACCAAACUGAACAUCGGCUAAGUUGUGGGUGUGUUCAGGAGGAGUUUGCGUCAGUGGAAAGGUAAGCAAAGCGAGUUUAUAAAUUCUGUUUAGAGUCAACCCACGAUACCAACAUUGCCUUAGACAUGUGUUCAAAAGCUACAUGAUUUGUCUCGUGGUUUUUUUUUUUUUUUUUUUGUAAUAUUGGUAUUAUUUUAAGUG
Molecule: messenger RNA, 5523 nt
Organism: Clarias gariepinus (North African catfish)
Lineage: Eukaryota; Metazoa; Chordata; Actinopteri; Siluriformes; Clariidae
Product: glutamate receptor ionotropic, kainate 2-like
Exons: 16
Coding region: 4-2637 (877 amino acids)
Biological process (GO): modulation of chemical synaptic transmission; synaptic transmission, glutamatergic; monoatomic ion transport
Cellular component (GO): plasma membrane; presynaptic membrane; postsynaptic membrane
Molecular function (GO): transmitter-gated monoatomic ion channel activity involved in regulation of postsynaptic membrane potential; kainate selective glutamate receptor activity
Source: RefSeq, a predicted model, not a curated record